UUACUCCAAUCCCUCCAAUCCUCUGAUCUGAUAUAUCCCCAGCAGAGCAAGUUAAGUAUCUUAUUCACUUGCUCUUUUUCAUUUCAAUCAUAUAAGUAUUUAAUUUCACAAGUUCUGGAAUAACUAAAGUUCUCAACACACUUCAUACAUUACUGUUUCUAGUACAAAACAAGAAAGAAAUUUUCAAAAAAAAAUAAACAACUUCAAGUCGGCCAGUCGUUAUGGCCAACUUCAUUUAAUCGCAGUUUUUUUUGUGUCUCUGUAGCAUCUCUUGGGCAAAAGCUCUCCCCACAGCCGCAAUGGUGGAUGAGUGAACAGUGUGUGUUGUAUUGCUACUUUACUAAGUAAAUCCGUAACAUCAUGUGAAUCAUUACUGUCUCUUUGUGUAUGAGCAUGUUGUAAAUAGAAAGCCAAGUACAGAUUGACUAUCGUGAGUGUAUAUCACGCGUGUGAAUCCGCGGAUGCCUCGCCCGAAGGAUAAUCUAACUUGAAAUGAAAAAGUCACGUUGAAAAAUUUAAACAAUUGGCCAAGUUGCCGAUAGUCAAAGAGGACAAUACAAGAGAUCAACAUGAUGCAGGAUCACGGUCAUCAGUCAAGCCGAAAGGCACUGGUAGCCUCGCCAGAAGUAGCGAUGGCGAGUGAGGUCUUUGAUCUCUUCUGCAAUGCCGCAACAUUAAAAUCCAUUCUUGGACACUUUCGGCAUCUUUGCGAUCUUCUUAAUAUGCGGCCUAAUGCUUUUCCACAAUUUUAUCCCAAGUUCAAGUCGAAAUUGAGGUCAUGGAAGGCUCAAGCGCUCUGGAAAAAAUUCGAUCAACGAGCAAAUCACAAGUGCUAUAAUAGAGGCAAAGCUUGUCCUAAUUCUAGAGUACUGAUAAUCGGUGGUGGUCCGUGUGGUCUAAGAGCAGCAAUAGAAGCUCAAUUAUUGGGAGCUAAAGUUGUAGUGGUAGAAAAAAGAGAUCGCAUGUCUCGAAAUAAUGUUCUUCAUCUUUGGCCAUUUGUAAUUCAAGAUUUACGGGCUUUAGGAGCAAAAAAAUUCUUUGGUAAAUUUUGUGCUGGAUCAAUAGAUCAUAUAAGCAUACGUCAAUUGCAAUGUAUUCUUUUAAAAGUUGCUUUGAUUUUGGGAGUUGAGUUUCACGAAGGCGUAAGUUUUGAUGCUUUAAUUCCACCGCCUGAAAAUCAAGAUGAAGGAAAAAUUGGUUGGAGAGCUAAAACUACACCCCAUGAUCAUCCAGUAUCUCAAUACGAAUUUGAUGUGCUCAUUGGUGCUGAUGGAAAAAGAAAUACACUAGAAGGUUUUAAAAGAAAAGAAUUUCGUGGUAAAUUAGCAAUUGCGAUAACCGCAAAUUUUAUCAAUAAACGAACUGAAGCAGAAGCACGUGUUGAGGAGAUAAGUGGCGUUGCUUUUAUUUUUAAUCAAAAAUUUUUUAAGGAAUUAUAUCAAGAAACAGGAAUUGAUCUUGAAAAUAUUGUUUAUUAUAAAGAUGAUACCCAUUAUUUUGUUAUGACUGCAAAAAAACACAGUCUUAUUGAUAAAGGAGUUAUUCUUCAAGACCAUGCAGAUACAGCAAAAUUAUUAGCUAAAGAAAAUGUUGAUAGAGACGCAUUAAUGCUUUAUGCUCGGGAAGCAGCUGAUUUUUCAACUCAAUAUCAAAUGAUGGAUAUGGAGUUUGCUGUCAAUCAUUACGGGCAACCAGACGUUGCAAUGUUUGAUUUUACCUCAAUGUACGCUGCUGAAAAUGCAAGUAGAGUUUUAGAAAGACAUGGACACAGAUUAUUAAUGACUUUAGUCGGCGAUAGUUUACUGGAACCUUUUUGGCCAACUGGUUCAGGUUGUGCGAGAGGUUUUUUAAGUUCCAUGGAUGCCGGUUGGGCCAUCAAAGGAUGGGGCGCAUCUCUAUCACCAUUAGAAGUACUUGCAGAGCGUGAAUCAAUUUAUAGAUUACUUGGGCAAACAACACCUGAAAAUCUUAACCGUGAUUAUGCUGCUUACACAUUAGAUCCACACACUAGAUAUCCCAAUCUCAACGUUAGAUCUGUAUCAGCUAUUCAAGUACGAGGACUUCUUGAUACUGAUGAUCCUGACAAUAUUAAACCACCAUCCGUCCAGUCUUCGGUUGAUGUACCAAAAAAACGAAGACGCAGAGAUACCCAAAUCCACCCUGAUACACUUUUGCACUGGUUGCAAAAACAAGUGGCUUUAUAUGACAACGUUAAAAUAACAGACAUGACGUCUUCAUUCAAAGAUGGUAUGGCAGUAUGCGCAAUUGUUCAUCGAUAUCGACCGGACUUAAUAGACUUUAAUUCUCUCAAGUCUGAUGAUGUGGAAAAAAAUAACCAAUUGGCCUAUGAUGUACUAGAAAAAGAGCUAGGUAUUUCACCGAUAAUGACAGGUGAAGAAAUGGCCCAGUGUGAUGUUCCUGAUAAACUUGCUAUGUUUUCCUAUCUUACUCAAAUAUAUGAGGUUUUCCGCGGUGAAAUACCUCAUAUAAAACACCCAAAACUCGAACCGGACAUAGAUGACAAUCCAUUGUUUAAUAAACAACCGGGACAAACACUUGGAACAAAAGUACAAAUCAAUCGUUUACCGAAACACGAAACACCAAUACGACCGAGACACUCACGUUUUUCACGUCACAACAAUGAAAAUAUUCAAACAAUUGUGGAUAAAAAAACUGAAGGAAGUCUUGGAAGAAGAUCUCGAAAACGACGAAGUAAUGAAAAAAUGGGAGCUACGGUCGAGGAGAGACAAAAGAGACUAGAGGACAUUGUGAACAAUCGGAACGAAAGAAUGAGAAGAAAACGAUUUUUAAGAAAAAUGGCAACCCAGCAGUUCUAUAAAAGCUUACAGAUGUUGCAAGCUAACGCGAAACGCGAUAAAGAAGAACCUUUUGAAGAUUACUCAAUAUUUUUAUACCGGCAAACAGCACCCGACUUCAAGGAUCGGGUCAAAGAAUUAGAGCAGAAAAUACUUUACCCAGAUAGGGAACCGAAAAUGCUUUUACAGCAUAAAGGUGGCAUGGAUGAUGAUUUUUCUGGAAGAAUUAAAGAUAUAGAAGAUAAGCUUCGAGGGACUACAUCCUCAGAGAAAAAGCCUCGAGAUCUUUUGCGAGCUAUUGGUAAAAUUGAAAAAACCGAUUGGAAUGUGAAAGAAAUUGAAAAAAAAAUUGAAGAGAAUAAACUUGGUAAAGGAGUACGGCAAGAUAAAGUAGAAAGAGUUCCAAAGUGGAGUCGGGAACAGUUUCUUGCUCGUCAAAUAAAAAUGGAAAAAAAAGGUCGUGAUCCAAAUGAACCCGAACGUAAAUAUGCUGAAAUCGAUAACACAUUAAAAUGUAUCGACCGAAAAAUUAAAGAAGGUAAUAUCUUGGGACACAAUAAAGUAUCUGCAAUGGCAGAGCAAUUUGCUAAUAAAAAUCAAGAUACCGAACAAAAAGUUCAAAGAUCGAAUUCUAAAGCCGCAAUUAUUCUGCCAACACAGGGAGGCUCGGAAAUGUGCCAUUUUUGUGAUAAAAGAGUAUAUCUAAUGGAAAGAUUGACUGCCGAGGGUAAAUUUUUUCAUCGGGGCUGUUUCCGAUGUGAAUACUGUUCAACUUCUUUACGCAUUGGAAAUCAUACUUUCGACAGGGAUAAAAAUGGUGGUCGUUUUUAUUGUACUCAACACUUUGGAUUACCAGGUACAAUAAAAACAAGAAUAGAAAGGAAAAAACUUCCGUUACUUAAUAAAGAAAAUAUACCGGAAACUUCUGAAAAGAAGAAACUAACAGUAGAAAAGGUACACACAUUAAAACCACCGUUGGAUGGAGUAGCUGGCUUAGAUCUUCUUGAUCGUGGUCAAACACCUGAGAGAAUAGAAUUUGAGAACUUGGCAGAAAUGUCUGAUGCCGAAGAGGCGCAUAGUCAAAUGGAUGAAGAUGAAUGGACAGAUAGAAAUUUUGGUGCUUCAGCAGCAGAAAUGGGAUCUAGUGAUGAUAUUUCAGAUAUGAGUGAUUCUGAUGAAGAAAACGAAAUCUACGAAGAAGCAAUUGAUCAGCCGCUGACAACAGAAGGUACAAUUGAACUCGCAAAAAACUGGACCCUGAGGUACUCUCACCCGCACACGGCAACCGGAAACUCCGACACCGGUAGCAACGAGUACGAAGAUUCUAGUGAUGAAUAUACAAGCGAAGACGAAGAAAGUGGCACAGCAACCGAAGACGAAGAAGACGUACGUGCCAGGGAGCUGAGGAAGCAGGAGGUGUGGCUGAAGGUACCACCGCGGGAGUCCGACACGGAGACUGGCUCAGAAACUGAGGUGAAAAAAUCAUCAAAGGACACUUUAUCUCCAUUAUCCGAAAAUCCGUCCGCGGCCAGUGACAAACUUUCCGUAGAAGCAAUAAUGGGUAAUGAGGUAGAUUUAGAUAAUAAAGAGCCCAGUGAAACAACUAUAGAAAAGGUCGCAUCAGAUGACGACUCUAGUGAAGAUCGUCGUGAAAAUUCAGCAACUGAAAUUUCGACGGAUUCAGAGUUCGAGCACGACGGCACAACUCCAACACAAAAUGAACUUCCAGAGAUAGCACUAAAUGAUUGUUUUGUACGUAAAACACGUGGUCAGUAUAUUGAACCAAAGAAAGUACAAGUAAAAAGUAAAAUAAUAUCUCCGGUUAAUGGUAAAAUAAAACCGGAUGAAAAACAUGAAACUGGUUCUACAUAUAAAACAAGUAUUAUUAAAACAAAUAAUUUUCCUGUACGGCCGGUUAAUGUUAAUGCAGUGCCUUUAGUAAAUCCACGUAAAGGUGAUUAUUUAUUGAAUCGUACUCAUUCAACAGAAGGAAUUGCUUCAAAAUUAUCACUGGAAUUGAAAAAAAGAUAUUUAUUAGGUGGUUCAGUAUUAGGUGGUACUGUUAUGAAGUCUGGAUCAACGUCAAAUGUCGAUACUAAAUUACGAAAUUUCACUGAUUCUAUUUCUCAACAUCAAAAAUUAUUAAAUCCUGCGCCUGAGCCUAGUCCUACUAUGCAGGCGUUUUUGCAAGGCACUAAUAAAUUAAGAUCCUCUUCUAAUAUUCCAUUAUCUCCUAUCGCGUCGACAGAAAUAUUAACCAGGUCUCCAUUGAAAACUAUCAAGUUACCAGAAAUAAAUACUGCUAAAGAACAGACGAACAUUUCUUUGCCAGAUUUAAUCAAAGAAACGAAUAUCAUGAAAUCAAAAACAGACCCAAAUAUUAUUUGCACUGGAUCUGCAAAAGAAGUAAAAGAAAUUGAUAUUAAUAAAAAAGAAGAUAUGGAAGAAAAAGAUGUAAAUGAAGUAAUAAUUAAAGAACAAGUUCAAGAAACUCGCAAUGAACAAGUAAACAAAAAUGAAAAAAUCGAAAGUAGCUGUGGUGUUAAUGAAGAUUCUCAUUCAAAAAAUUUUUCACACGAUGCACCUGCUGAUGCUCUUCAAGUGAACUGGAAUAAAGUAUCAACUGAAAAACAAGAAGAUGAUAAUAGCAGUGAUGAUUCUGAAAUGGAUAGCGAUUCUCUUUCAUCAAAUUCUAAGAGUGAUGCAAAUGUAGAAAAAAAUAAAGACGUCGAAAAUAAAGAACUUGAAAUGAAUUUAUCAUCUCGAUCACAAAUUCACACGCCAGAAAAUUUAUUAAUUGACAACAAAGAUAAUGAAUUUAAAGAAGAGGAUAUGGGAAUGACAUUCGAACCAGAUUCCAUAGAAUGUUUUUUAAAUGUCAGAGAUGAAAUGAAAGAAGAAAAAAUUCAAAAUCCAGAACCAUCAAGACCAAUAAAUUUGUGGUCACGUUCAUCAAAUGAUGAUAAUAAAAAUUCAGUAUACGAUAUAGAAACAGUUAAUAAUAAUUUUAAACAUAUAGAUUUAAAAGAAAAUCGUUCGAGUAUCAGUAAUUGCAGCAGUCCAACAUCAAUGGCCUCGAUUAUUUCAAAUAAACAAGAUGAUUCUGUAGAAAAUGAUGUAACAACUGCGGCAUUAACUGAAACAGAAUUUUCCGAAUGGGCGCGAGAUGGCGAAGAAUUAGUAGCAGCUGAUUUAAAAGAUGCUGAGUUUGAUAUCAGUUCAAGAGGUAAUUUGUCGAUAAAUAAAUUACGAGGUAAUGCGAGAAUCGCUAAAGAAGAAGAAGAUUUAACGGAUAUCGAUACAUCUGAGCGUAUUUUUAGUUAUCCAGAUCGAACAGAAAUACCAACAAACGAUACAUCAAAAUUGUUAGCUAACGGUGAAGACCUCGAUUAUAUGGAUACAGACAAUGAAUCUUUAUUAGAUAGUUUACGAGAUGCAACAAACAUACCGUUAAUUAAAAAUCGCGGGUAUGUUGAGUUCGUAAAUGUAACUGGAAUAUUGUCUACAAGUCCUAAAAAAUGUCGAUCGCCACUUGCUGACGCUCCGAUAGCUAAAGCAGAAGCUGAACCAGAACUAUGUUCUGAUGAUGAUAAAUAUGAUGACAAUGUCAUUAAAAUAAAUCUUGUAACUGUGGAUGAUGUGAGAAAUCGUUUAAGUAAUUGUACAAUUAAACCAGAACAAAGAGAUAGUAAUGAUAAAUCAAAAGAAGAAUCGUUGAUAGUUGAAGCUAUUAAUCGUGAAGUCGUACAGUCUAUGGACGAAGACAGUUUGUUGGUUGUUGAACCUGCGGAAGAUACAACGACCAGUGAACUUACAACAAUAUUAGCCAGUCCUGUAGGUCCUGGACCACAAAGUCAAAUCAUACAAUCAAAAGUUAGUAAUGAAAGUUGUAAAUUAGAAGAAAAUAAUCCUGAUUAUCUUGAAUAUGUCAAACGGUUACAAUCUAGAAUCGCGGAAUUUAGUAAUGCUAAGGAUUCAAUAGAUGUAAGAAAAUCUAAACGUAAAAAUUCUAAAAACGCAAUUCAAGAGCGUUCAGCUGAAAUUAUUUCUGAAGAAACAAAAAGCCAAGGAACUGCAUCUAAUCCAAGUUAUAAUUCACCUGCAACAUCAAGAAAACUUGAAGAAAUAACUCGAGAACGUUCUAAACAAAAAAAUCUUAUUCAAGAUUUAUUGAUGGAUAAAAUAGAAGCGCAUAAACAAAAAUCGGCUGAAAAAAAAGCUAAAAGAGCUGCUAGAAAUACGUCAUUUAAUUCAGGCAUGCAAUUAUUUUCUCCAAAACCACCUCUGGAUUCACCCGAACCAUCAUUAAAUCCGUCAUCAAUGACAACAUCUGCAACAAGCACUCCAACGCGUACAACUUUUGCUGAAGCAAAAAAAUCUCUUGAUACUCCAGGGGAAAAUGAAAAACAAUUUGAUACUAAAAAACCACAAGAAAGUUCUAAUAACGAUACUAUACAUAAAAAAUCACAAGGAAAUAUUUAUUCUGAUGAAAAUAAUUCGGACAAAAUAAAUAAAAUGAGUGAAAAAUUUAAAACUCCGAUUGCACCACCGAGAUCUAAACAUGAGGAAGCGCGAAGAACUGCUGAGAAAGCUAAACAAGAAGCGCGAGAAAGAGCGAGAUUAAAAAGUGAUGAGGAUUUAGGUUUAAGUCCUGAAGAUAAAAUAAAACAAUUACGAUUGAAAGUAACACGAAGGCAAUUGUCAAUGGAAGAUAGACGUAAAUGUGAAAAUGAAAUAAUUCCUAAUUUAAAAACCAGAGCUUACAGUUUUACUUUUCAAAAAUCUGAAUCUUUAUUACAACCAAGUAAAAGUACCGACAAUAUGAAAGCAUUAGCAAAAAAAAUGGCUAUUGAUCUUCCACCAGCGACUAGUGCCAAGUCAAUGAGUGAACUCGUUUACAAUAAAGAUUCUGAUGGUAAAAUUUCAUUGGAUACUGUUGUUAAACGUGAUAAGAAAAAAACUAAAGAUCCAGAAAGAAGAAAAAGUAUUAUUCAAGCUGUUUCUGAUUUUUUUAAGAAAAAAGAUACAACUUCGUCGCCAACAAGUCCAAAAGACAAGACUUCAGGGUUCUGUCGGCUAACUACUAGAUUGAAAGAAAGAGGAAAGAUUGACAAAUUAAAUCGUAAAUGGUUUUCGGAAGAGUGGGAUAUUGACAAAUUAGAUCGUAAGUUUGAUGAAAGGCCUAAAAGUGUUUGCGAAGCAAUGCUAAUGGAAAAUCUGCCGUUUGAAUCAUCUCCGCCUGUACCACCACCUCCACUUAAUUAUCCUGAGUGUACAGUACAUAUUUCAGCAGAUGAUAGUUUAUCUGAAGAAGAUUCAAAAAUGGCAUCACUGUCACAUUCACAAUUACAAAAAAAUGCAAACGUUGACGGAUCAUGUAAUAGUAUAUCACGUAAAUUAAAAAACACUAAAAAAUUAGUUCGUCAAGCUCAAUUAAAGCGAUUGAGAAUGGCGCAAGAAAUUCAACGAAAGCUCGAAGAAACAGAAGUUAAACAACGUGACUUAGAAAGCAGAGGAGUAAGUGUAGAAAAAGCACUUCGUGGCGAAGGAGAAUCUUCUGGACGUGAAGAAACUGAUUUAUUAGGCGAGUGGUUUGAUUUGAUGCGAGAACGUACUGACUUACGUCGGUAUGAAAAAGAACUUUUGGUUCGUGCUCAAGAAGUUCAAUUAGAAGAUCGUCACGAUAGAUUGCAACAAGAAUUACGUGAAAGAUUAGCUGACGAUGAUGAGAAAAAAACAUCCGCAGAUGUUAAAAAAGAAGGAGAAAUUUUAACCGAAAUGUUAGAAAUCGCAGCGAAACGGGACUCACUGAUAGCGAUACUUGAAGAGGAACGACAAAGGUAUAAAAACGAAGAUAAAGAUCUCGAGGCUCAAAUGCUAGCUAAAGGCUUAACUUUAACACCAAUUGAGAAGGAUGAUUCCAAAUAUUUAAUUUAGCAGAUUGAUUGUGAUGUUUUUAAAUACGAAUUUAUUGAGUAAUUAUAUUUUUAAAAAAUAUAUUAAGUAAUUUUAUUAAAUGCCGAAUCAUUGAUUAAAAAUAAAUUUGCGGUGAAAAAUCAAAUCGAUUUUUUUCUAUCAAAUGUAAGUUUAACAUUGGGAUAUUUUAUUCAAAUUCUCUAUACAAAUACGGGAAUCGAGAAUAAUAUUUUUCAAUAACUUAUGGUAGGAAAAA
Messenger RNA from Microplitis mediator, 8988 nucleotides. RefSeq names its product F-actin-monooxygenase Mical (gene Mical). The coding region runs from base 570 to 8753 and encodes 2727 amino acids. The record is from RefSeq and is a predicted model, not a curated record. Gene Ontology annotation, molecular function: protein binding. Lineage: Eukaryota; Metazoa; Arthropoda; Insecta; Hymenoptera; Braconidae. The transcript is spliced from 19 exons.